GAGUGGCCAUCGCCGGAGCUGGCGGCUUUGCCCGUAUUCUCGCCCAGUACAUUAGCCAAACCCACUCUGUUCUCAUUCUUUCAACUCAGGUCAGUCCAAUGUCGUGUGUGGUGUUUCAGAUCUUUUCAGCUAACAUAUCAGCAGCCCCGGCCCGAGGUGGAUGAACAAUGCCCUGGUUGUCAGCUUGUCGUUGUGGACUAUCAAGAUAUCGAGAAUCUUCGGUACGCCGUUCUGGGAGCCGAUAUUAUCAUUUCGACCAUCUCGGGCGCCGAGCAGCUCAAUCUCAUUGAUGCUGCUCGUCGUGCUCGGGUUCGUCGUUUCGUCCCUUCUGAAUUCGAGGGCGACAUGUCACGCCGACCGACUGACGACCCGCUGGACCGUGGCGGACAAUCCGCCAUUGAGAUGCUGGAACAGCUCCACAUACGAUACACUAUUUUCUCCUGUGGCAUCUUCAUGGAACGCUUUGCCCCAGGAGGCUUGCAGACCUAUCACAUCGGGGCAGGAUCGGGAGUUCAGGGGCCAAGUGACUACCUUGUUGAUAUUCAAGGCUGCAACGCUGAGAUUAUCCCCAACAACCCAAGUGGCCGGUCAGUCCGUGUUACGCUCACAUCGGUAUACGACGUGGCCCAAUUUGUCACGGCAGCCAUCGAUCUCGGCAUCAGCAACUGGCCGAGAGAAUACCGCAUGAGGGGCGAAACGAUGACUGUUACUGACUUGGUUCAUACAUGCUCCGAUUUCCAUUCAACCUUACUGCUCGCCAUUACCGUGAGGUCGAGGCACAAGUCGAAGAACUCCGGCAGAACGGGGAUUGGGGCUACUACUACUUCUACUAUCAGCGACUCCUGCAGACGGCCCUUGGAAGGUACCACGUCCAUUCACCCAAUCUUAACGACGAUGUUCAGGUACAACCCAUGUCAUUUAGGGCUUGGUUGGAGAGGUUCUGGGGUGCGGCAGCCUAGGCCUCCCGCUGAAUCAUGGUAG
Molecule: messenger RNA, 981 nt
Organism: Podospora anserina S mat+
Lineage: Eukaryota; Fungi; Ascomycota; Sordariomycetes; Sordariales; Podosporaceae
Exons: 2
Source: RefSeq, a predicted model, not a curated record